GGUGAAGUGAGGGUUGGUUGAGGUAGAUGUAGAUGUGGGAUUUAUGGUCUAUCUAGUGUCAGUGAAGUUUAGAUUAUGCUCUUCAACCACUGGGUCAAUCUGUGGCCUGUUUAUUCUUGAAUUGGGUGGCAGUGUGUCUUAGAACUGGUGAGCCUGUCAGCUAGGAGUAACUAAUUGUCCAGGGGCAAAGGGGCAAAGGCGCAAUGGGUCAACGUGGGAUGUCAGCUCGAUCGGACAGAAACCCGCCGGAAUUGGACCGACCCCCGCACGGGAUGCUGCUCCUUGCCAUGCACCCCCACGUUUCCCCGCCCCCAGUCAACCCCAUAUCUUCUACAUCGCCUGCAGGUGUCUGCACCUGUGCUGGACAAUAAUCUCACAAUGUCUGACAAGAUUGAAGUCCUCCUCUUUGGCCUCGGCGCCAUCGGCUCCUUCUACGCCUUCAUCCUGCGCAGCUGUCCCCGCGUGCAUCUGACGGUCGUCGCUCGCUCGAACUACGCGGCUGUCAAGGAGAAUGGCAUCCUGCUGAAAAGCGCCAACCACGGCGAGCACCGCUUCCACCCGGACCGCGUAAUCCGCUCGCCCUCGGAAAUCACCCCAGACUCCGCCCCAUUCGACUACGUCGUCUGCACGAACAAGGCCAUCGACGUGGACACCGUCGCCCGCGUUCUCGCGCCAGCCAUCACGGACCGCACCGCGAUCGUGAUCAUCCAGAACGGGGUAGGCAACGAAGAGCCGUUCCGGCGCUUGUAUGCCGAGAACCCGAUCAUCUCGUGCGUGACAUGGGUCGGAGCCCACCAGCCCACCCCGGGGACAACAACGCACACGACCUCCGAAGCGACGCAACUGGGGCUCUACCCGCCGACCAACCCUUCCGCAGUCCCGAGUCUCUCGACCUUCAUCGACCUCCUCAGCGCCCCGGCGAACCCGCACCCGACGCCGCUGACCCCGCUCGCGCCGGACGCCCUGCAGCGCACCCGCUGGGAGAAGCUGAUGUGGAACUGCGCCUGGAACACGCUGACCACCCUGACGGCGCAGGACUGUCAGGCCUGGCUGCGCUCCUCGGAGGAGGCGCUGCCGCUGACCAAGCGGCUGAUGGGCGAGGUGGUGCGCGUGGCGCACGCGUCCGGUGUGGCCUUGCGCGAGGCCCUGGUCGAGGAGCAGAUCGCCCGCAUGCAGGGGCUCGGGGCGGUGCGGACGAGCAUGCAGACUGAUCGGGAGUUGGGGCGGCGCAUGGAGGUGGAUGUGAUUAUUGGGACGGUGGUGGGGCGGGCGAGGAGGGUCGGGGUUGAUGUCCCUGUGCUGGAGACGGUUUAUGCGUUGAUUAGGGCGGUGGAUGGG
Aspergillus aculeatinus CBS 121060 is the source of this 1338-nucleotide messenger RNA. RefSeq names its product ketopantoate reductase family protein. Lineage: Eukaryota; Fungi; Ascomycota; Eurotiomycetes; Eurotiales; Aspergillaceae. Gene Ontology annotation, cellular component: cytoplasm. The annotation marks the transcript as partial. The transcript has 5 exons. The record is from RefSeq and is a predicted model, not a curated record. Gene Ontology annotation, biological process: pantothenate biosynthetic process. Gene Ontology annotation, molecular function: 2-dehydropantoate 2-reductase activity.